Messenger RNA from Pogoniulus pusillus (Red-fronted tinkerbird), 3220 nucleotides. RefSeq names its product cytoskeleton associated protein 2 (gene CKAP2). Gene Ontology annotation, biological process: negative regulation of microtubule depolymerization. The record is from RefSeq and is a predicted model, not a curated record. Gene Ontology annotation, cellular component: microtubule cytoskeleton. NCBI's taxonomy places the organism in Eukaryota, Metazoa, Chordata, Aves, Piciformes, Lybiidae.
AUUAAAACGGCCCUCGAAGCGUCAUUUAUACCACGGGCCGUCAUAGCAGCACGUCCGUUCCUCAGCUCCCGGCUAGCUGAAGGCCUGAAAUGGCGCACUGAGAACAAAGAUAAUAGAAAAGAUGAAGAAUAUCUGUCAGAGAGAAAGAAGACUUUUUCUGGAAUACCCAUUCAAGAAAACCAGCCAUCAAUCAGCAGUAGAAGAGCUUGGAGAACAACUUGCAAUAAUACUCCAAACAAAAUACAGCUCUCAACCUCUUCAAAACCAGAAUGUGGGAUGGGAAGGGAAACUGAAAUCUGUGAGGAAAAUAAAGAGAAUGCUAAUAAGCUCUUAUGGGACCAAUCAAGUGAAAUCUCUGGAAAAAUUAGUUUAAACUCUUCCACAAUCUCUCUGACGAAUUCCUUAUCAGGCACAAACUGUAAACCUGGAGAUUACGCUUCCAAGGAUGAAGUCAUUGAAAAAAAAUCUCAGCAUAUGUCACUUAACUAGACCUUCUUGCAAUUAGAAAGCAUAAAAGAAACGAUUGCAGAAAAGCAAAGUUCAAAUGCCAGCUUACCAAAGAAAGCAGUGCUUGGUAUAUAUCAUGGUAAAAUUGUCCAAUCCAAGAUAAACUCCUUCUGAAAAGCACCAAAAAAUGAGGGGGAAAAGAGUUGUUUGCCAGACAAGAAGCUGAUUCCUUAUGCCACCACCAAAACAGCAAGCAAACCAUCUGACAAAGCUUCUACUGGCUUGCAGUCUGAUCUGAAGAAAUGUCAACCAACAUGUGCUGUAGCAAUUAAAAAAGGAACAGUCCAAAAAAUGAUGAUUGAAAAGCAGACAUCAAAGGCUGCUGCUAACAAGUCUGAUCACAGACUACUAGAAGUGAAGAAACGUGCAGAUUGUUCUGAAGAUGAAAGACCAGAAGCUCCAGCAAAACCCAUUUAUGUUGCUGAUAAAAAGUCAGGACAGAAUUCUAAAACUAACAGCAACAGAAAACCUGCUCUGCCAAAAGAGGCAACAAAAGACACAAGAGCUUGUCUGGAUGGAUGGAGGACAUCCAAAUGAAAAGUGAUGAGGAGACCUCCUAUAUCUGUGCUUCUGGGACCUCAGUCUAAAAGCAAAAAAAAGGAAUUAUCUUCUGGUAAUUCUUCAGAAGAUGUAUUACACAGUGAAAAGGUCAAAAAGACUCUUGCAGUAUGUCUGCAGUUAGCUGAACAUGGAUGUCAGAGUGAUGAAGUAUGUGCCAUGUUGGAAGAACUGACUCAAAACAUUUCUGGGACCAAAAAGCUUGCAAAAUAUUGGAUAUGCUGUAUGCAUCUUGAACAGACAGGUCCUCUUGAAAACCUUAUUACUGUAUAUGAGGAGGCCAUUUUGGCAGGAGCAACACCUAAAGAUGAACUGCAACACGCACUAAUGGAAACUUGAAAAAAAUCUCUGAAAAAUACUGAAAGCCUUUUAAAGUCUGAGGACGAGGGGACUGCCAUAAAAGCUCAUUUAAGUGAAGUAGUGAAAGUCACCAAAGAACUAAAUUCAUUUGUAGAGCAGGUUCAGGAAGCCUUUGAGGAUCUCUGCAAUGAUGAUGAUGACCAAAAAGAGAGUGAUGACAAGAAGGCAGAAAGUGGCAAUGAAUUGAUGAAGAAAGAAAAACUCAAUUUAGACUUGAUACCAAGUGAAAAUAUUUUGCCAAAAAAGAAUAAAAGGCAUAAAACUAAAGAACAUAAGAAAAAGAGUAUGAAGCAGAGAAAGGAUAAGGUAAAAGAUGUAGCUCAAGCAGUUAAUUCUCCUAAGAACAACGCAUCUUGUUUAAUGAGAUACAGUCCCUCUGCCACACCAUACUUAGGAAGGUAAGAUUACUACAAACUUUGUUACCUGAAGUUAUGUUUGUGUCCUGUUGAAAGAGGGAGAAACUGCAUUUGUGAACACCUAGUUAAAAUCUGUCAAUAACUUUAGGAAUUCUAAAAAAACUUGUGAAUGAAGAGGAAGGACAUAUUUUUAAAUUAAUUCCUCUAGUUACUCAAACCUCUUUUUUAAUUUCCUGCUUCAGAUUAAUCAUUCUCUUUGUGGCACAGAUGUAAAUGUCAGGUUUAGGAUCCCUGCCCAAAAUCCACAUGGCAGCAGUAGUUCUACACUGAGGCUAGGUAAAGAGGAAGCAGAUCUCUCCAGUCCUUCCUUUUUCAGAUGUAGAUGUGGUUGUAUGUCAUAAAAUAUAAGUGAACAAGGUGUUAACUGCACUGCAAAGAUGAUCUUACCUGUAUCUUCAGGAAAAAAUCUGGGGAGUAAUCUCAGGACAAAACAGAUAAUGUUUUAAAAUUCUUUUGCCACAAAUUCUUUUUGUUUCUCAGGGGCAUGGGCAUGCUCUGUAUGUACUUUGCAUUAAGUUACACCUGGUAGCUGCGGCUCUCUAAUGUUGCAAGGAUGCCAAAGGCUGCCCUGAGCCUUUCAAGCCCUGCCAGGGCUUCUGCUAGUGCCUCAGGAAGGGCCAUGGGCCAGGCCCCACACCCCACGCCAGCUUGUCUGGCCAGGCCGCACUGCCAGUCUCCCCAGCCUGGGCUAUGGGCGGAGGGUCGUAAAGGGGGAUGGAGCUGUCUAAGGCCAAGCGGGAGAUGGCCCUGCCCACCCUCGGAGGCAGCAUCCAGUGCCGCUGUGUGUUGUGGAGGGGUAUUCUGCCACCUAUGCUGAUUGUGGCAGAGGGGAGAAAUUAAUUGGUGUGAGAUAGUGUUUUAUAAAAAUAUAUAUUUAUUACCUUAAAUAUUCUGAACUCUUGCUACCCCCAAUCACUGUAAUUUAAUAUUAAAAGGAUCUUACAUGGUUAUGAAAGACAUUCUAGGAUUAAUAUCCAACCGUAACUUAUUAAUAGCUAACAAACAGUUCAAACUAUAAACAGAGAGGUGUUUUCCCUGCGGCAAAUACCGCUUGGGGUCAAUUUGCUAUUUGCCCAGAAGGUGGGCUGAAAGCUCUUUCUGCUGUAUGGCAGGAGGCAACAGAAAUUACAGAGACAUUAAAGCAUUCACUUACAAAUUCUGAUUAAUUAUCAAUCACCCUCCGGGGCUACGUCACAGCCUAUACUAGUGUCCAAAUUUCAAGGCAGUCUGCCUGUGGACUUUGAGGCUGGAAUCCUCCCGGCUUCAGGGAAAGGAGAAUCUCCCCGGCUUCUAGGGUAAUGACGGUCUCUGACCUUGUUCUCCUGGCGAAGGAUGGAAUCUCUGCCCUUGUCUCCUGGCUUCUUCUGGAUGCUCUGCUC